AAGUAUCGAUACGAUAUCGGCCAAUGCUAGUGUGGCUUCGCCGCGAAAUCGAAAUCGACAGAAAACUGUCAACAAAGUUGACCAUAAAAAUUUGUAUGAUUUCUGAUUACUAAGUUAACCGUUGAUACUUGAACAGCUUUCUUGCUUAAAUUUCACUUUGUUGGAUUUGUUGUACUAGCACAACAUGAAAGCAUUAGAAAAACAAAACCUAAAACAAAAACUGCGUAUUUUUAAUGAAAGAUAUGUUUAUUUGUUAGAUAUUUUUCGAAUUCCUAGUUCCAAAUCAGAUGAUUUUGCAUGUAGUGAUUACCUUUUAGAUGACGGUACUAAAUGUGUAUCAGAAGAAAAAACUACGGAGCAUGAAGCACGUUUGAAUGUAAUGCAAAACAAAAUCAAUUCAAAAAAUCUGCAAAGAAAGCGUAGGCAAAACGGAGUGCGAAAACUAAAUAGAGAAAAGCCAAAAAAGGCUUGUAAACUAAAGCUUCGAUUUGCCACUCACGGUCUUAAAAUUCCGAUGAAAAUCGAAGCAAUGAGUAAACCCGAGAAAGUAGAACAUUCUUACAAUUCAAAAGAAAAGCUACUGUUCUCAAAAGUGCAAUUCGAUGAAAAUGAUGUUUCGAAGAAGGGUAUUGAAACUGAUACUAAAAAGCUACUACGUAGAGCUUUAAUAGAAAAAGAAAAUUUGAAAUCACUUAAAUCAAAAGGAGAUGCUGUGGCAUACUCUGAAGUGAGACAAAAAAAAGCUUGGGAUCGUGCUAUUGCUAAAACGCUUGGCCAGAAGCUACUCGGGCAUUGUGAUUCGUUUUGGCAACUUCACGCGUGUGGUCCAGAGAUUCAUCGAUUCUGAUCCGUCCAAACGUUU
Messenger RNA from Wyeomyia smithii (pitcher-plant mosquito), 862 nucleotides. RefSeq lists its product as uncharacterized. NCBI's taxonomy places the organism in Eukaryota, Metazoa, Arthropoda, Insecta, Diptera, Culicidae. Bases 185 to 847 code for a protein of 220 amino acids. The transcript is spliced from 3 exons. The record is from RefSeq and is a predicted model, not a curated record.